AUGGCUGAAGAGCACCCGGUACUAAAGCCGAAAAAGCGGAACUCGGCCGAUGCUGAGAGCGUUGGUGAUACACCUGCUCCACGGAGUAAGAGGGGCAAAUACACCUCUGUUGCUUGUAGUCAGAAUAUUCAAGCUCUGAAUCAUCAAUUAUCAGAGCUUCGUCAACAAAUGUCAGAUCUCGUCGGCGUCGUCCGCGAGCUCAAAGACCAGAACCAAAACAACCACCAAACUCUUCCCCACGAUGCCUCAACCGUAUCAUCCCACAACAUAGUAACCCACUCCCCCGCCAGCACGCACCGCGGCGAAAUGCCCAAACAGCCUCAAUUUGUCGGUCCAACACGCUCCGCAUUCGGAAUCCUCGUAAGCGAACGCUCCCUCAAUAGAAUGGGCGUUCCCAAAUUCGACUCCAUGCCGCCCAGCGGUGCACAAUCGCCCAUCGAACCAGCCCUCGACAGCAUUAACGACCUAAGUUUCUGGCACUGCUGCACGGCGAGUGAUAUCACGAAAUAUCUUGUUAAUUUCCAGGAGGAGGUUGAGUCUGUGUAUCCGUUUAUUGAUAUUGCGGAGUAUAUCGCGCAGAGCAAGGAGAUAUUGCAGGCUAUUCGUGGGGGCGGGGGGUUUGAGGAUGAGGGGAGGGUUAGUGGGAAGGAUAUUGAUAUUGCGAAAGUGGCGAUAUCGACGGGGAUUCUGCUUGAGGAGCCGAGUAAGCUCGAGUUGGCGACGGCGAUUGUGGAUUCGGUGCAGACGAAUGUGUCGAGCAUUCUGAGUCCACAGGUUGAUUUGAAGGAAGUUCAGCUAUUGGCGAUGCUGAAUGCAUGGUUGGUCGUCGAUAUAGCGCAGGAUACGAUCCAAGUUCUGGUUCAUCUGCAUGCUACGACGGAUAUCUACAAGCGACAGCAGAAUGUCUUUAAUUACUUUCUACUCAGUGCUUUGGCGGUUAUUUUCCUAGCUGUGUGUCACGCCCCAGAGAUCUUCUCCGUGCCGUGCAAGCGCACAUUCUCAGAUGGCGUUGAACUAGUGCGAGGAUUAUCACGGCACAAUAUUGUGAGCAAAAGACUUUGGAAGAGCAUUCGCGGUAUGAUUCCCCGAAUGAACACUUUCGGCUUUCCUCAAAACGGUGAAGAUGGCGAGCCUCGAAAAGACGAUGAAAACGGGGUUACAGCUGAGCAAAGUGUUCCGCAAGUCGACGCCAACGCUGAAGAGCACGCCCCCAUGGCAAUGCCCGACAACGACGCCUUUUCCUUCGGCGACAUGAUGUUCGGCGACGCAGACGUCGCAAACUCCGUCCCUGACAUGUUCCAAAUGAGCGAAUCCCUGCUCAACCUCUUCAACGCAUUCGGCGAGGGUCAGCAAUUCUUACAUCCCGUUCCCAGCACAUUCAGCGAAGAAGGAGAGUACGCUAUGGCAGCAGAGCAAGGAAAGGAUAUAUCAAUGAGAUUCCAAGGGUUAAUAUAA
This is a messenger RNA of Fusarium musae, 1455 nucleotides long. RefSeq lists its product as uncharacterized. Bases 1 to 1455 code for a protein of 484 amino acids. The transcript has 3 exons. The record is from RefSeq and is a predicted model, not a curated record. Lineage: Eukaryota; Fungi; Ascomycota; Sordariomycetes; Hypocreales; Nectriaceae.